Molecule: messenger RNA, 2502 nt
Organism: Parnassius apollo (apollo)
Lineage: Eukaryota; Metazoa; Arthropoda; Insecta; Lepidoptera; Papilionidae
Source: the annotation of a GenBank genome assembly
AUGAAGCAAGAAAAAUUAGCUAUGGCUGUUCAUAAGUAUAUUCAUCUGAAAGACGCGUCGGAGUACUGUAGACGACAUGUACUCCCGUCCGUGUUUCUUGGCAGACAUGUCUUGGAUACCAACUCGCACGUUUUACACUUUUCUAGAUUAGAUCUGCCAUAUAGUUGUUCUAUUAGCGUCAGGGCUGAAUCUGGCAGUAAUAUAAUUCUAGUAAUUAAGUCCGUAUCUGGUAAAAGCCUAAUGAAUUCUUGUACUAAGAACCAUCACCAGUUACUGGUGUACGAAAUUGGGGAAACGUUUGGAGGCUAUUGGGCUGCACUACCUGAUUCUGUAAUGCGACAAGAAGUAAACAAUUUUACGGAAUUGUAUACUUUAAAAGCUACUAAACCAACCACAACUACUAUGGAUUACAGUUCUGAAAACGAAAACGACGAUACAUUCGAACCGUUAACGGAAAAGGUAAAGUUAACAGAAAAUACAAACAGCGCUACUAACGGUGAUUAUAUUCGAGUAGAAGUACCAUUAGUUAAUGUUUCUGGAAAGUUCUCAAUUGACGAAUUUCAACCACAAAAUAUUGACGAAAUAUUUGAUAUAAAUAAUGACCUCACACCAAGGGAAGGAGUCAUUUAUGAUACAAGCAUAUUACCUAUAGUACAAUUCUCAAUAUCAGCGCCAAAAGGCAGUUUACAUAAUGAAAUUACUACUGAAGACAUGAAAUUCAUAUUGGGUUACCGAUCUGGAAUCUAUACGCCGGAUUCCCGUACAAAAAUAGUAACUGGUUCGAUGGUUAAUCACGAAUCAUGGGAGAAUAUUGUUCAAGCUGCACCAGUGAUGGCUAUUCUUUUAAAUAAAACAUUACCUGAGGAUAACACUGAAAGUGCAGAUAAUACAUUUAGAAAAGAAUUAAACAGUACAGUGAAAGUAGGAACAGAAUAUCUUCGUAAGAAGCGGUACAUACAACCAUUAGAAAUAAAUAAUGCGCGUCCUCGAGUUUUCACCCCUACGAGACCUUACAAUUCUUCUAAUAAAAGUGUUGAUAACUUGGUGGAUAUGCAAGAUAUAGCCCACUUAGUAGAAAUGAAAAAUGAUGAGAUGGAUGGUCAUGUAGCCCUUCGAUACAUGCGAAAUUACGUUGGACCAGUAUUAUUCAACAUUUGCGACUACAAGGAGUUACAAACUCGUCGCGUUUACCUCUUCAAUACUUCGCGAAUCGUUAUUGCGAUCAGCAACUUUACGUUAGAAAAAAUGACGUUGAUAAUGACACCAGCACGUACCUUGAGGGACAAAGAAAAAAGCUGCCCAGAAGCCCAUCUCGAGUGUCAAAUAUCCGGCGCUCGUGUUUGCAUCGACUCUCUGAGCGCUUGUGACGGAAUCCCCAACUGCGGAUCUUACGACAUUUACGACGAAGACCGCCUGAUGUGCGGAGAACCCUCCGGUCUCCAGCACAACGUGUACCUUGCUGCAUGUACAUUUCUGGCCUUACUCCUCACUCUGCUAUACACAGUUCAUUAUUGGUUAAAGCGCUGCGUGCCACGAGUUUCUGAAGCUUUUUUCAUCUACACCGAUCGAUCUGAAAAUAUUUUAAAUCUGGAGACCAUCAUGAGAAGUCCAAAUGAUGACGAAGAUGAUUCCAAGAUAAUAUACGGUGGCCACUUUUUUGAAGACGAUGAAUUAGAUAUAGAUAAUGACGAUAAAUUCAAUCAGAAUUUUUUCAAAAAAGUAUGGAAAUUAUGUUUAGGCAUUUGCUUAAAGAAUCAACCGAAAAAGGAUGAAGACGAAGAAACUUCUGCGGUUCGCCCACCACCAAAGCGAAUAUCUUCUUUCGCGGAGUUAGAAUUAAGCAAGAUAGGACCUAAAAGAGCCUUUGAUGUAUAUGUGCAAACUGAGAACAGUUCAGAACACGCUUUUAUUAAUAAAAUAAAGAUUCAAAAUAUGGAAUGCAAAGAAUUAUUUCACACAGAUGAGAACGAAAAACUAAAAAAAGACAAAAAUGCAAUAAAGCGAAAACACACAGAUGAGUUGAAUAUUUUAAAGUUUAUGAAGGAAUCGCGAUCCGAUUCUAUACAGUCUGAUCCAGUAAAUGAAGGCUCUAAACUUCUAAAUAGUUUUAAUAAGAAUUUGCAGUUAGAACAUGAUGACGAAAAGGAAUUAUUAAGUACUAUAUAUGAACCUCAAAGUUCUGGUUCGCGUAAGAUUAAUUCCGCUAAAGUUAUAACGCGCUCUGAUGUAAAUUCGGAGAAGAAACCAACCGUUCAAAAACAUUUGCGUUUUGACGAAGCAGCAACUACAAUACCUUCUGUUAAUACUGAUGAAGAAAUCUUAGACGGAGAUGAGAAAUACAGAAAACCACAUGUGGUUCUUGGUACUGAGAAAUUACGCUAUUCAGGUACCAUGAACAAGCUUGAGCAACAGGGUUUUAGUUCUGGGAGAGAAUUUAUGCGUUUUUGGAGCGGAAACAAAGUUAAGAAAUCUAAAAAGAAGAAGAAUGUAACUACACAUUAA